Notothenia coriiceps (black rockcod) is the source of this 2542-nucleotide messenger RNA. Its product is annotated as probable cation-transporting ATPase 13A3. The transcript is spliced from 5 exons. Gene Ontology annotation, cellular component: late endosome membrane. The record is from RefSeq and is a predicted model, not a curated record. The coding region runs from base 1 to 687 and encodes 228 amino acids. Lineage: Eukaryota; Metazoa; Chordata; Actinopteri; Perciformes; Nototheniidae. Gene Ontology annotation, molecular function: ATPase-coupled monoatomic cation transmembrane transporter activity; polyamine transmembrane transporter activity; P-type transmembrane transporter activity. Gene Ontology annotation, biological process: intracellular calcium ion homeostasis; polyamine transmembrane transport.
AUGAGUGCAGACCUGUCACAUGUUGGUUCUAACUUUGUGCUUCUCUCUUCCUGCAGCGCCUGCAAUGCCUCCCGCUCCGGCCUCUCCCACGGCCUGAAUGUAACGAGCCCUCACGAGCACAAAAACAUCAAGAACUACGAGAACACCACCCUCUUCUACAUCUCCUCCUUCCAGUACCUGGCCGUGGCCAUCAUCUUCUCCAAGGGGAAGCCCUUCAGACAGCCCAGCUACAGGAACUGGCCGUUCAUGCUGUCCUGCAUCGCCCUGUACACUUUUCUCCUCUUCAUCAUGUUGUAUCCUGUUCGUGCCAUCGACAACUUCCUGGAGAUCGUGUGUGUUCCCCACGACUGGCGCAUUACACUCGUCAUCAUUGUCAUCGUGAAUGCGGCUGUGUCUUUCAUUCUGGAGAUUUUGAUCGUUGACAUCGUCAUGCGGAGGCUAGUUUUCAGAAGCAAUCAGGGGCUAAAUCUGCCCACAGAGCCCCCCUCUUCUGACACACCUAAGGAGGCCAACCAGCACUGGGCCUCGUCUUUCCUCUCCCGGUUGUUCUGUCAGACAAACAAGCCCCCCCGGGUGCUCUACAUGCACCUGGCCCUGGAGCUGCAGGACAACACAGACUGGCCCCCCCGACCCUCCACUGUCACCUUCGCCAGCGAUCCACAAUCCCGCCUCUCUGCCCCCCUCUGACACCAACAAGCAGACUACUGCACAGACUGAAGAUACAAUCACAGCUUGAAUUGAGCUCAGAGAAGAUGAUGAUGGUGAUGAUGUGUGAAGCGUCCUAAUAUAACAGACACUGUGAGCUGCUCAUACAGAAGGUUCUCCUCCAUUUUGGUUCAACCUCCUCAACAGACAAACUCUUGUCAAACUGCUGAAACAUGAGCCAGAGAUCUCUGUUAAAGGAACAGCUCACCAUUUUGUGAAAUGUGGUACGCUUAAUCGCUCUAUUGCUAAUAUGUUAGACGACAAGGUCUAAGACAACUCUAACUAUUCUAGGGUUAAACUAGAUGUUAAAAUGUCAACUAACCACUGUGAGCCAAACAGCAGGUGAUUGCUGAUAUGUUUGUGAAGUGUGUGUUUGCAUGUCUGUGUGCAGCGCUGUGCGCUGCCUCAAUCCCAUCAUAAAACACAAUUAAAUCAAACAUGACUGAAACAAAAUUAAACUCACCAAACCUGUGAUGGUUAGGUCUUUUCAACUUUCCAACAAUCACCAACUGGUUUGGUUUAAAUAAACCCUGCAGUUUUUACUGCUGCCCUUUUUCUGGGGGCGGGGGAAUCAUGAAAUUAUCCAAAUAAGAUAGCCCCAAAAAUGUUUUAUAUAAAAUAUAUAUGUUUCCAUUGCCUCACCCUAAUCUAAAGUAAAUGUAAAGGCAGUGACAGCAAUUGGUUAGUUUAUCACAAACACUGGUUGCUGGAAGCCAGAAAUGUAUACAUGUUUUAAGUCGACAUAUUAACAAGCUAGGUUUAUUCAUUACUAGUCUAGAUCAUAAUUAGUCUAAAAUACAACCCAAUGCAGUUUUCAUUAAACACACAUCAGAAUGGGAUCAAUCUUCUCAGAUAAUUCAGCAAGAAAAAACCCAGCACAUUUCACAAGUGAGAAGUCAUUCAUUUAACAGGAGUAGAUGUCUUAACUACAUUGUCGCAAUGUAGUUAAGUGCGUUUUUGUGUUAGUGCGACAGAUCAGCCGCUGUUUAGCUCAGCCGGGUCAAUCAACAGACAACAAUACAAUGUAAGUAUUUUAAUACUCAAAGAUACAUUGCAUUUAAAUCCCAUGCGUUGAAACUUUUAGUAUGAUUACAUUUAAUUUAUGAAUGAACAGUUCUUUAUUAAAUUAAAUUACCAUUAUUUUACAUUUUUAUUUAAAAAGGAAAUGGAUCAUAGAUCACAAUGGGACCAAUCUGGUUAAAUAAAGGUUUGAAAUGAAAUCAACAGCCUAACCCUCUGCUUCACUGUGAAUAAGCACGCACUGUCUUCCACUAGCAUUAGCUGCUGCUAUAAUCCUAAAGUUGUAAAACAUUGUUAGGAUGUAUGAAUUCAAAGACACAUGGGACACUUUUUUUAUUUCUAAGACAACAAACAUUCCACUGCUGCAUUUCUGUCUUAGGGUAGCUUCAAUUGAAGUUCUUCCUGUGGAAGAGAGAAACAGGAAUUUCUGUGUCCCUAUUUUCUAAAUUGUAUUGGCGGAUCAUGUGUGUACUUGUGUGGAACAGAGCAAAAAAGUGCAUUGCUUAAAAAGAGAAUAAACCAUUUCUGUGUCCUUUGAUGCUUAGUAAAGUCUUCUCAUAAUAUGACUUUCUUUUUUUAAUUAAAUGAAAAAGAAUGACACCGUUUAAAAUCACUAAGGUACUGUGCAAGACUGAUCAUAUUUAAUGUCUCAAAGCAAGUGAAUUAAUCAAAACGAAUCAAUGAGACACUUGCUGCUGUGAUGAAUUUAUAAUAGUUGAUUCAUCUUUUAAUUUUCAUAAUAUUUGUCUAUAACUUUUUACAGCUGUUGAAUGUGUAUUUUAAGUAACAAUUAAAAUGAAUAAAUGAAACAUGAGAA